AUGAGCACUGCUACUUCUAGUGGAAGAGCUAGUAGUAGAAGUGAAGCUAUUGAUAAGAGACUAAGAGUGUCUGAUGAGGUUGUCAGCGCUAUUAGCAACAACAAUGUAUAUUCAGAUGACUCUAUGGUUGGGGUCUUCAGUUCAACUACACCAAGCUAUACAGGGCACGGAUUGUCAAAUGUGAUUUUCACAAUCUUCCCUUAUGCUCAGCAAAGAAUCUAUAGUAGGCAUCUAUAUCAAAACAUGAAGGCAAAGCACCCUGGUAUGCUAUUGAAACUACAUUUUUGGGCUGCCUCACAAGCUUCAACUGAAUCUCAGUUUCGAAAGGAAAUGAAUAGCAUCAAGGAGAUUAAGGAGAAGGUAUAUUUGUAUUUGAAUGAAAACCCCCCGAGGAUGUGGUCAAGGCAUGCCUUUGAUGUAGGAGCAAGGAGUGACCAUAUCACGAACAAUAUGACUGAGUCAUUUUAUCACUGGGUUGGAGACUUAAGGAGCAAACCCAUUCUCACAUUGAUAGAUCACCUAAGGAUGAAAAUAUUGGACAUGCUACAUAGGAGGUAUGAGAAGGCAUCCAUGUGGGAGGGUAAAGUAACACCAAGGGUUAUAGUGAAGUUGAAAAAGGUUCAACAAGAAGCAAGACAUUACAGGUGUCAACCGGCAUGUGAAGAUCAAUUUGAGGUCUUAGAUAAAUUUGAAAACAGAUUUGUGGUUAAUCUGAACUAUUACAGAUCUUCUAUAUCAUACAUAAGGGGAGAGUUGGUUAACUAUUGUGAUUUAUUUUUCACUAUUGGAAAAUACUUGGAUACAUACAAAGAGAUGAUCUAUCCACUUCCAGAUCUGACAGGGUUGAAGCAUGAUGCUCCUAAUGAGAGAAUACUACCACCAAAUCUAAAGAGACAAUAUAAUGGAAAAAUAUAUCUUUCCAUUGAAGAUGCUCGGACUGCAGGAAUGGUGGUUGAAUCAGGUGCUCUGCGAAUCAAACUCCAUCUAGAUUGGUUGAUGGUUGCCGAUGAUCAACGGUCACUGGAUUUCUUCAAUGGUAGCCGAAGAUCGGUUGAUGGUAGCCGACAAUCAGUUGAUGGUAGCUGA
Macadamia integrifolia is the source of this 1086-nucleotide messenger RNA. RefSeq lists its product as uncharacterized. The record is from RefSeq and is a predicted model, not a curated record. Bases 1 to 1086 code for a protein of 361 amino acids. The transcript is spliced from 4 exons. NCBI's taxonomy places the organism in Eukaryota, Viridiplantae, Streptophyta, Magnoliopsida, Proteales, Proteaceae.